UCUAUGAAAUGGUCAAAAAGAAGGCUGAGUCCGCUCCAACGAUCUCAAAUUAAUGUUAGCCGUGCAAAACCUUGUGAGGUGCCAAGCCAACGUAAUACGCCUAGCCAUCCUCUACUUGCCAUGUGGAUUGUACGACCACCAGCUCUUAACGGUAGAAAUGAUAAAUAUACGAUGCAGGGGACCUUCACUUUCAGAGUUUCAGAACCAAGCAAACUUGACUGCAGCUUGGCAGGGCAGGAAUUUCAUUCAGCAUCCUGAUCAACGACUGCUUGGAAGUUUGAAACAGAAAUAUAUAGCAAUGUUUUCUUUAGUGCUCCCUCAACCUUGUGGAGCUUCAAUUCCAUGGUGACAUGAUAGAGACAUAGAACAGAUGUUGAACUUAGGUGUCCUGACCAUAAAAUUUAAAAAAAAAAAAAGGGAAAAUUCAAAUAGUUUGAAUUCUCAAGUCUGGGUGUCCAUAAAUUCAGGUAGAUUUGCAAGAAUUGAUGCCCGUGUUUAAGGAUUGAACAAGGUUCAAGGAUUUGACUAGGAAGCCAUACAACCAGAGCUGAUCCCUGAACCUUCUCUUGGUUUCUUAGUAUGUAUGUGCUCGAUUGACGCUUGUUCAUAGACAAGGUGAAAACUGGAAAUAAGCAAAAAAAAAGAACAAACAAUCUCCAAUGACUGCUACAGCUUCAGCUUCAGCUUCAGCUUCCAGCUUUGCAUACAAAGCCAUGCAUGUCAACAAUGGAAUGGCAUCUAGAUAUGAACUUAAAGCAACACUGACGAAAAUCAGGUCAUUAGAAUCUAAACUGUCUAUGACUCACAAAGGAUUAAGAAGUUUGAACUCAGUGGAUGAAUGCCGGAUUAGAAGAAUAGCGAAAGUAACAACCCAACAGAGAAAAUUCAAAAGUGAGGAGGCCAGGCCUUCAAGAACUAUUGUUUGUGGGAUGACUAUGAGUUUUGUUGGAAUGGAGGUAGGUCCAUGGAGCAAGACUGGUGGACUUGGAGACGUUCUUGGAGGUCUGCCACCUGCAAUGGUGGCCAAUGGCCAUCGUGUCAUGACUAUCGCUCCACGUUAUGACCAGUACAAGGAUGCCUGGGAUACAGGGGUUAUUGUUGAGGUUGAAGUUGGAGAUAGAACCGAGAAAGUCCGCUUCUUCCACUGCUACAAACGAGGAGUUGAUCGCGUGUUCGUGGAUCACCCUAUGUUUCUUGAAAAGGUAUGGGGAAAAACCGUAUCCAAAAUCUAUGGCCCAAUUGCUGGCGAGGACUAUGAAGACAACCAACUUAGGUUCAGCUUGUUAUGCCAGGCUGCUUUGGAAGCACCGAGGGUUCUGAACCUUAGCAGCAGUAAAUAUUUCUCAGGGCCAUAUAGUGAAGAUAUUAUUUUCAUUGCCAAUGAUUGGCACACUGCCCUUAUUCCAUGCUACCUGAAAUCCAUGUAUAAACCAAGAGGAAUAUACAAAAGUGCUAAGGUUGCUUUUUGCAUCCACAACAUUGCUUACCAAGGAAGAUUUGCUUUUGCUGACUUCUCACUUCUUAAUCUCCCAGACGAAUUCAAAAGCUCUUUUGAUUUUAUUGAUGGGUAUGAUAAACCUGUCAAGGGAAGGAAAAUCAAUUGGAUGAAAGCUGGCAUAAUAGAGUCAGACAAGGUCUUAACUGUUAGCCCAUAUUAUGCUCAAGAACUUGUUUCUGGCAUAGACAAAGGAGUAGAAUUGGAUAACAUUCUUCGGAAUUCUGGCAUCACCGGAAUUGUGAAUGGCAUGGAUGUCCAGGAAUGGAACCCGUUGACAGACAAAUACAUAGCUGUCAAAUAUGAUGCUUCAACUGUUAUGGCUGCAAAGGCUCUUCUGAAGGAAGUCCUCCAAGCUGAAGUAGGUUUGCCAGUGGAUAGAAGCAUCCCUGUCAUAGGUUUCAUAGGUAGGCUAGAAGAGCAAAAAGGUUCAGACAUUCUUGUAGCAGCCAUUCCCCAAUUCAUUAGAGGAAAUGUUCAGAUGGUAGUCCUUGGGACUGGCAAAAAGCUGAUGGAGAAGCAGCUUGAACAGUUGGAAAUAUUGUACCCUGACAAGGCUCGAGGUGUAGCAAAAUUCAAUGUUCCGUUGGCUCAUAUGAUUAUAGCAGGAGCAGACUUUAUUUUGGUUCCGAGCAGAUUUGAACCUUGUGGUCUUAUUCAGCUGCACGCCAUGCGUUAUGGAACGAUACCCAUCGUUGCCUCAACUGGUGGGUUGGUCGACACAGUCAAGGAAGGCUUCACAGGAUUUCAAAUGGGAGCCUUCAACGUUGAGUGUGAUGCUGUUGAUCCCGUGGAUGUAAGCGCAGUGGCAACAACGGUUAAAAGGGCCCUUGCAACUCAUGGUACCUCUGCUCUGGCAGAAAUGAUACAGAAUUGCAUGGCUCAAGAUCUCUCAUGGAAGGGACCGGCUAAAAAGUGGGAGGAGGUGCUGCUAAGUCUAGGAGUCCCUGGCAGUGAGCCUGGAAUUGAUGGUGAGGAGAUUGCUCCUCUUACCAAGGAAAACGUUGCAACUCCUUGAAUGAAGAUACUGCUCCUCUUUUCACUUGCCUAACAACUGCACUUUUAAAAUUACCUCAGCAGACUUUCUAUGUAGAACAGUUUUUUGGUAUUUUAACACCGAAAUACAUUCGAGUUAGUCUGACAAAGUUGUAAAAUUUGCAACCUCUAGCACAAUAUAAUGACAGCCCUAUUUUGGAGGUUGUAAUCCGUAUUCCCUUUCAAUCAUAAAUCCUUACA
Durio zibethinus is the source of this 2731-nucleotide messenger RNA. The record is from RefSeq and is a predicted model, not a curated record. Lineage: Eukaryota; Viridiplantae; Streptophyta; Magnoliopsida; Malvales; Malvaceae.